GUGCAGAGGCUUCUGGGAGCCGAAGCGGUAAUUGUGUCUGGAUGGUCUGCGGGGGCUGCAGCGUCGGACCUCGGCUAAACGUAAAAGAUGACCACAGCAGCCAGGCCAACUUUUGAACCUGCCAGAGGUGGAAGAGGAAAAGGGGAAGGUGAUUUGAGCCAACUCUCAAAGCAGUAUUCAAGCAGAGACCUACCCUCUCAUACAAAGAUAAAAUACAGACAGACAACUCAGGAUGCUCCUGAAGAGGUGCGCAACCGUGACUUCAGGAGAGAGUUGGAAGAAAGAGAGAGAGCUGCUGCAAGAGAGAAAAAUAGAGAUCGUCCAACCCGAGAACAUACAACCUCCUCUUCAGUGUCCAAAAAGCCUCGGUUAGACCAGAUUCCUGCUGCCAACCUUGAUGCAGAUGACCCUCUAACAGAUGAAGAAGAUGAAGAUUUUGAAGAAGAAAGUGAUGAUGAUGAUACUGCAGCUCUUCUUGCAGAACUGGAAAAAAUUAAAAAAGAAAGAGCUGAGGAGCAAGCCAGGAAGGAACAAGAGCAAAAAGCCGAAGAAGAAAGGAUUCGUAUGGAGAAUAUUCUGAGUGGAAAUCCUCUCUUAAAUCUCACUGGCCCAUCCCAGCCUCAGGCCAACUUCAAAGUUAAAAGAAGGUGGGAUGACGAUGUUGUCUUCAAGAACUGUGCAAAAGGUGUAGAUGAUCAGAAGAAAGACAAAAGAUUUGUAAAUGAUACACUGCGAUCUGAGUUUCACAAAAAGUUCAUGGAGAAAUAUAUUAAGUAGUACAGUUUUAUGUGCUUAAUUAAAGACUGUAAAAUGUGAAGGAUCA
Molecule: messenger RNA, 823 nt
Organism: Nycticebus coucang (slow loris)
Lineage: Eukaryota; Metazoa; Chordata; Mammalia; Primates; Lorisidae
Gene: CWC15
Product: CWC15 spliceosome associated protein homolog
Exons: 7
Coding region: 88-777 (229 amino acids)
Biological process (GO): mRNA cis splicing, via spliceosome
Cellular component (GO): catalytic step 2 spliceosome
Molecular function (GO): RNA binding
Source: RefSeq, a predicted model, not a curated record